Molecule: messenger RNA, 1866 nt
Organism: Drosophila busckii
Lineage: Eukaryota; Metazoa; Arthropoda; Insecta; Diptera; Drosophilidae
Product: gastrula zinc finger protein XlCGF48.2
Exons: 5
Coding region: 70-1839 (589 amino acids)
Cellular component (GO): nucleus
Source: RefSeq, a predicted model, not a curated record
GUCAAAUUUCAUAUUUUGUUUAAAGAUUGAUGUUUUUUUUUUUUUGCCGUAAGGCGCCAAUAACCAAAAAUGGAAGUAUGCGGCAAUAUACUUGUUAGUAGUGAUUACAAUAGAUUUAGCUUAAGUUGCAUAUACUGCUCAAUUGAAAAUGAGAUGCACGACUGGCAACAAUUUAUUGUACAUAUGCGCUCUGAACACUCUUUAGACGAUACGGAAGCAGGAAGCGUAAAGAUUGAAACUGAGAGCAUACACUCAGAGAAUCCUUACGAGCAAAAUGAAUACGCGGCCAGCCUCUCAGAUGGGGCACUGAGUGCUACUCAGGAAGUUUGGGAAGAAGACUAUUUAGAUUUUGAUAAUGAUGAACUUUUUGAAGACGCAGAUGAUGCCCACUCGGUCACAAUAGUCAGUGAAGCUUCACACACAUCAAAUGUAGAUGCUGUAAAUGAGCUAUUUUUUGCCGAAUCCAAUGAAUACGAAAUAGUCGAGGAAAAAGAGUUUAAGCAAAAUUGGCCCGGAUUGCUGAUGGAUAAUAAUGAGCAACAAAAUUUCGAUGAGAGCAGCGCCUCUGACUGUUCUUUUGACAAUUCAACUACUAGAAAGCAACGUCAUGUAAUGCCUUUAAAGCGAACAUUGAAGGUGUCGUUUUUUCGUACUGACCCGCGCGUACUCAUUUUUAUAGAAGAAUUUAAAAGGCAUUCAUGCCUUUGGAACCCGCUAGAUACAAAAUUCGGCGAUGAAAAGGCGCAGUUGUUUGCGCACAGUGCGAUUAUCGAAACUAUGGAUAAAAAGGCAAACAUAUUGUUCAAUGAAUCGGAGUUAGUUAAAUCUAUAAAUCAACUGGUUGAACAAUAUUCAAUUGCCAAAGAAAGAUAUGAUGAAAACAAGUUGUUUGGCAGAUCAGCAAAGAUGUUUGAAAUGUGCAAAUUUCUGGCCAACUCUUAUUCUCCAGAGCAUGACGAUGAGGAGGAGAAAUCCGAUGUGAUUCAGCUAAACUUUAAGGAGCCCAACGAUAUGACAUCAGCGUUCAUUAACGUAUAUGCCAAUUUUCCCGUGCUUUAUGAUAUCUCCCAUAAAGAUUUCAAGUCAGUGGAUUCUCGCACGCAAGCGUAUAUAAAGAUGUCGGAGGAAUUGGCACCGGAGGUGCUUGUCAACGAGACUGAGGUUCAUCUGGCCGUAUUGAGAUUGCGUAAAUGGGCAUAUAUGGCACUGCGACGCGUCAAGUCUAAGGAAUUGCGGCGUGCGUGCACUAAGACGGAAUUACACUACUUACAAAUGUGCAACUUUUUGCCGCCCAAAUCAGAGUCUCUAACUUUCAGUUGCACAUUAUGCCGUAAGCGUUUCUUUAUUGACUAUAGCCUGCGUGCGCAUAUGGUUAAAGAUCAUCAGUUGGGGGAGCUACCAUACUUGUGCUCUCAGUGCCCGCGUCGUUUUUUUAAGCCACACGAUCUGGAACGCCACAAAUUGCGACAACACUGCGAGAAGAUGUUUCAAUGUGAAUAUUGCGACAGUAAAUUUUCUGUCCCGAGCGACCUCAAAAUGCACACACGCGUCCAUACGGGAGAGAAGCCGUAUGUUUGCGAAAUUUGUGGAAAAGCCUUUAGAUUAAAACUAUUAUUAGAUUAUCAUAUAAACGGGAGGCACUUCGAUUUACGGCCCUUUAAAUGCGAUAUCUGCAAUAAGUCAUAUCGGAAGCGAGUUCAGCUAAAAAAUCAUGUUAAAGUUCAUCUAAAUAUAAGAGAUAAAAGGUGCGAGGAUUGCGGUGCUGCUUUCACAUGUCCUACGAGUCUCUCGCGGCACCGCAAAACUAUGCAUCGUAAAAUAAAUACACAUUCAACAUAAUACAAAUUAAUUUUAUUUGCUAAAUAU